Molecule: messenger RNA, 1047 nt
Organism: Colletotrichum graminicola M1.001
Lineage: Eukaryota; Fungi; Ascomycota; Sordariomycetes; Glomerellales; Glomerellaceae
Product: phosphotransferase enzyme family protein
Exons: 1
Coding region: 1-1047 (348 amino acids)
Biological process (GO): protein phosphorylation
Cellular component (GO): cytoplasm
Molecular function (GO): ATP binding; protein serine/threonine kinase activity
Source: RefSeq, a predicted model, not a curated record
AUGACAAAAUACAGCACAGUCGCGACAAAGAAGGAGCCCUCCCUCCGGGACCAUUACAUCCAUCAACUUACCCAUUUCGACAGGUUUGUCUCCCUCCUCGGUAAGAACGGGCAACCCGCACGCUUCGAGACCGUGGAUAUUGCCGACCUCACGACCAUCCAGUUCUUGCCGGGGAAAACGGGCGCUAGAAUCGUCACGAAAAAGUCCUCCGGCGCGAAUCCGUCGGAGAAAUUCGUCUUCAAGGGCAUGGACUUUGAGCGGUACAAAAAUGACAGCGUCGACUUUCGGCAACACCAAGAAACGACGCUCCUUCACGAGAUCCGCACGCUUCACGCCCUCCCAGCCCAUCCGAACAUCAUGCCCUGCCCCCGGGCCCUCGUCGUCGUCCGGGAUCGGGACGGCCGGGACCGGAUAUGCGGCUUCCUGCAGCCCGCCAUGGACAAGGACUCGCUGGACGAGCAGGUCAUGCGCGCCAAUCGGGCCGGCCGCCGCAUCCCACCCACGCUCAAGGCCAAGUGGUGCCACCAGAUGGCCAUAGCGAUACGACACACACACCGGGUCGCCGGCACCUUCCACAUGGACCUGAAGCCCGGCAACAUCCUCGUCGACGACUACGACAACCUUCUCCUCAUCGACUGGGAACAGAGCGGCUUCUCCAUGUUCACCCACCCGCCCGAGGUCACCGUCGACCAAGAAGCCGAAGAGUCGGCCGGGGCCGGGGCCGCGCGGCCCCGGAUCCUUUACAAUCCGCGCACCGGCCCGCCACGCAAGAACCAGAAGUGGGGUUUCCCGGACUGGAAUGUCCUGCCGGAGUGGAAGGUGUCGUGCCCGCGCGCCGCCGAGCUCGCCGAGGUUUUCAGCCUCGGCAGGACGAUGUGGAUGCUGCUGGAGCAGGUCGAGCAGUCGGCCGAUCCCACUAUAUGGACUUCCGUGGCGUCAGACAUACCGCGGGAGUGGAAGAACAUGGUGAUGCGGUGCGUCGAGAGGGACCCGAACAACAGGCCGGAGCUGGACGAGGUCGUCGACUUUUGGCGGAGGCAAUUGUAA